Molecule: messenger RNA, 1353 nt
Organism: Scaptodrosophila lebanonensis
Lineage: Eukaryota; Metazoa; Arthropoda; Insecta; Diptera; Drosophilidae
Product: golgin subfamily A member 6-like protein 22
Exons: 4
Coding region: 43-1239 (398 amino acids)
Source: RefSeq, a predicted model, not a curated record
AGUUUCUAUUUUAAAAGGAAUACUUAUAAAUAUUUGUACGAAAUGGACACCAACAUCGACAAUGCGCCCACCAGACCUGUAAGAAUUGAUGAGUCGCAGCUCGCUAUCAUCAACAAGAAAAAGCAAAUAAACAAGCUCGAAGAAAUGCGUUUGGAACAAAUUGGUUUCUCUUCGACACUCUGCACUCAAAUCGACUGUGUGAUUCACGUGCUCAGCGAGUCCAUUGAACGUGUCAAGAUCUCAUUAAUUCUGCCCAAGCUGCUGGAAAAUCCCCGCCAUCUGAAGGAAGUGUUGAAAGGCACCAAAUACGAGCAGGGAGUGAGCAUGGUUAAUGAUUUCAUGCGGCGUCGCGACAUUAUUGUCAAGGAGAAGCGUCCACCUCUGAUGGACCACGGCAUGAUCAAAAUUAUCGACUACUUCCAGCGCAAUUAUAGUAUAUACCAGCUCUUUCCAAAGGUAAUGAGUUCUCUGACCCGAGAGGAGCGCAAGCUGUUGUUAGCCUUCGAAAUGCUGUUUAAUAUUGCCUGUCAGCAUCUGUUGCGGACCUCGAAAAGUGAGAUAACCAAAGAGCGCAAGCUGCAUCAGAUGUACCGGGAGAACGAAUCCCUUAAAGCCAGCAUUUCAGAGCUCAGGGCCAAGCUGAGAUCGCAGAAGGUGACGCUGCGCUGGAAAAUGGCCGCCAAGGAGGCCUACAUUCGGAAGUACGAUGAUGAUUUGGCCUACAAGAAAUGGCAGAACAAUGUGCGAAUACAGAACGAGAUUGAAAAGUGCAGCCGGGUCAUACGCACGAAUCACAAGGCUAGCUUGGAGAAGCAACAAGAGCUGGAGAAGGAAUUGGAAAAGUCGCGUAGCGAAUAUGAGAAAGAGACCAAACAGAAUCUGAUAGCGGAGAGGGAAGCGCGAGCCGAAAAAAACAAGCUUUUGUUGCAGCUACAAAGUCUACUCAAAAAGUACGAUAAUAGCAUUGGUGAGAAAAUGAGAGAGAACCUAAGACUUGAGGAUGACUUCAAUGAGGCCAAAAAACAGUUCGACGACUUCAUGGUUUUCUAUCACGCGGAGGAGGCCAUCUACAAUGACAUCGUGGUUAAGCGCGAAGAAGAGGAACGUCGUGAGCAGCAGCGACGCAUUGUCGUCUUCAUGAUGAAUCGGGCGGCACGGAAAAUUCAAAAGUAUUGGCGCAAAUGGCGCAAGGAUCAACGCAAAAAGAACAAACGGCUCAAGAAGGGUAAAAAGAAGUAGAUAGAAAUAGAAGUUCUGAAUCAAAAUAAUUUCCCUAAAAUUCGUGGUAUUUUAUUCUAAUAAUAACGAUUGUGAAAUUUCAAAAUAAAAUAUGGUGGACUAUAUACGAACAAA